GUUUGAUAUGGGAGACCCAUGCCAUGUUCGACCGGCAAUCGUCGUAGGCUCUCAUUCACAUUAUCUUGCACCAAUUUGAUAGGUAGACAGCUAGCCAGCCAUAUUUGUCUUGAUUGCGCGACCUUGAUAGGUGGCGCGUCGGUCCUCCACCAUGGCAAGCUUCAAGGACUGGGCGCUGCAAUACGUCCUUACAGAGGACGAGGCAGCACUGGGGGAUAUCGCGGCGAAGGCGGCAAGAGAGAUCGAGAACUCGCGUGCCAGUAGCACCGUCGUCGGCAGUUGGGCAUCGUCCAUUCACGAGUGGAUGAGAAACGCGGCGACUAGCGAUGAUCUGGCCCACGAUGCCGGCGACAGCGGCGAUGUUAUCGCACGCGCCAAAGCCCUGGGCUUCCUCGCCUCUACCCUGGAGUCCCUGGACCGGUCUACUUUAAAGAGAGACCAGAUCCAGCGUCUCAGCGUGUUCUUCGCAUCCAUGUUCUCCUAUGAUCAUAAAGCUGGAAUCACCGCCUCGGCCCGUGCUCUUCGGCAGCUCGUUUCUGCAAAGGCCUUCAGGUCCGACGUGGGUGUCAGGAUAAUCGAGGAUGUCUGCAAGAUCCAGGAAGACUUUAGACUGCAGACAUCAGCGACGAGGCUCGAGAUUUACGAACUGUUUCUCCAACUAAUCCAGGAUCAGGGGGUUGCUAGCGAACUACAACUCAAGUAUGGCUCUUCCUGCGGGUUUGCUGGCGAUCUCCUCCAGCUCUGUCAACAUGAGAGAGACCCCAAGAACCUUAUGGUAUGGUUCAAGGUCCUUAGAAUCCUGCUCACCAACUACUCCCCGUCGGCAGAAGUGAUCGAGGAUCUCUUCAAGGCCUUUUCGGCCUACUUCCCCAUUUCCAUACGGAGCUCAGCUGCCCCAGCGGGUAUCACGGCCGAGGGCCUCAAAAGCGCCGUAAGAGAGUGCUUUUGUGCAAAUAAAGGCCUGGCACCGCAUUCGUUCCCGUUUUUGAUAGAGAAGCUCGAUCAAGGUGACGCCAUCACCGCCGCAGUCAAAGUCGAUAUUCUGAGAACAAUCAAGGCUUGCAUCGAUCAUUAUGAUGAUCCGCAGGAAAGUGUAGUUCCCUACAUGAACAAGAUCUGGACCUCCCUCAAAUACGAAGUGAGAAACGGGGAGGUGAGGGAGUCGAUUGAGGGUACUUUGGAUGUCCUCCGUUCGAUUGCGAACAAGAUGGAUGGCACUCCUACCCAGAAGCUUGAUGCCAAUCUACUGAAGAGUUACAUUGACCUGGUGUUCGGGGACUGCCACGAUGACCUCUCCAAUCCGACUUACACCAAACAAGCGGGUCUUCUCUUGACAACCGUCAUCACUUCAAAUGUCAGCGCCUUUACCCUGGAAACACAGAGAGUCGUGGAGUCUAUCAAUCAGAAUCUUCGCCAACCAAAGUCACCCUCUCAUACCCGCGACCUCUUGGGUCUGCAGAACUCGCUCCUUAGAGCAAGGGCAGCUCUUAUCGAAAACCGACAAAAUUUCCACCCUGGUGACGAAGAACGACUGGAGAGUGAGCCACUCGACCACCUGCGAGGCCUGUUCCACCAAGUCUAUUUGCCAAUUUGGCGAGACAACAGCAGCGCUCAUCCAACCGGGGAGCAGGUCGGUAUCCUGAAGGAGGAUAUUAGAGGUUUGGCACUGUUGUGCAGUCAGCAAACCGUGUUACCGGGUGGCAGCACCGCGCUUCUGAACUCGAGAGCAAUCUGCUCUGAGGUCUGCUCCCUGUUCAUCCACAGAAUCCUCAGCAGCUUAACUCUGAGCUCAAACGACAACACCAGCCCAAAAGGAGAAAUCGAAGACGAGCUAGUACUAGCCCUGCGGUCAAUCGUGAUGAGCUACAGAGAUGGUUUUGCAGCACUGGUUGAGAGCUCAAAAGCAGCUAUCAAAUCUCGGGACUGGAAAUCCCCUUCCCAACAGUCACUAGGAGCCCUUAGGGAUCUCAUGGCACGAGUAGCCUUCAUCGGCUGCUCUGAGAUUCCUUCCAGCAUUGCAAGCGACCCCUCUUCCGCCGAGAUAUAUUCACCCUUGGGCCACUUCAUUACGCUCACGGGGGCUUUACUGGAGAUAACCGAGUCACUGCUGGAAGGCAAGGCGGAUCCUACAGCGAUUGCGCUGGUACUUUCCGGCAUUCAUGGGGCAGCGCGGAACUUCAGCGAUGCUUGCCCCCCGAUACCGACACAAGGGAUCUCGGUUGUCACCGACAUGCCGGUUGACUGGCUCGAGGAAUUCAGACAAGCUACACUUGGGGCUUGUGUUAGCUCGGAUUGGAGUCGACUGAUGAAUACCCAUUACGGUCUACAAACAGAACAAGGCGGCCAGGACCUGAAUCCAGAGGCAGUUCCUGCACCCGACAAAGGGUCUCGUACACUUGAGCAGUUUACUCGGUUGAGCGUGUUUAUCAUACGGCAUCUCUACCGUCGUUUUACCGAGGAGACGCCGGCGUCCACUGGGGAUGGCACAAUCUUAAACGUAGCUGACGAGCUGGCGGCUUAUUACCAGCAAGACGUAUCAUCAGGCCCGUUCCUAUAUCAGCUGGCCAGUACGGCAUCCUUCGUCAUUCGCAGGCUAGAUGCAGGCUCCCAGCGAUGGUAUAACCUCGCUGCCGAAUCCUUCCUGUUCUUCCGAUCGCCGAACCUUUCACCGCCUUACUGGAGCAAGGAAAACGAUGGUGUCCUGAACGUGUUGACCAUGGGAGUCCUAGAAUCCUUAUGGCCAGACGCCAUGGUCGAAUUAUAUAAGCCGAAUGGCAUCGCUCAGGCUGUUAUGUGCGACAUUGAGACCACCCAGACUGGACGAGCUUCGCAAGUCCGUAACUCUAUCGUGACUAUCUUGGCCAAUAAGUACAAAGGAGGCCCGACAACUGCCGACCCCGACCGGCUGUCUUUUAAGAAUGUUCUCGAAUUCUGGAGGGCGCGCCUGGAGCAGGCUGUUGCUCCCUCUGAGCUCAAGGAUGGUACUCUCGAGUCUUACAAUGCCCGCGCACUUUCGGUGCUAGCUGGCUCUAUUGCUCGCCAAGAUAAGGACACCCUCGGUCUAGUUCCGCUUCUGCAGGCGGCUAUCGGGGCCGACUCAGCCACCGGCAAGACCAUGGCGAGGUCUAUGGAGAUACUUGUCCGGGAGAAGGACUUCCUGACGAGAGAAACGCACGCAGUGAUCAGGCCGCUGUACAGGCAAUGGGCCUACGCACACCUCGUGAAGCCGCUCUACAGGCUGGCCCUCCCCGCCAGCAGGGCAUCCCCGCAGGCCGAGAACUACACCGUGUCGAUCCUGUCGAUCCUCAAGCACUGCCCCUUCACAGUCUACGGCGACGACGUCGGCCCGCUCGUGCGCCUGCUCAUCACCUCCCUCCUCGAGAUCCACACCCCCCGCGACGUCCUCGCAGCCCUGCAGAUCCUCCACAAGGUCCUGCGCCACGACCCCGACGCCGUGCGGGACCACCUCAAGGCCAUCAUCGAGGCGGUCGUCAAGGUCCACGCCCUCGCCUCCUCGCCCGGCGACCAGCAGCAGCAGCAGCAGCCGGGGGCGCGCGACGGGACGAACCCCGCGGCCUGCAGGAGGCUGGUCCUGCAGCUCCUGGCCGAGCUGCCGGGCAGGUUCGAGGAGAGGCACCUGCUGCCCCACUCGCCGCGGAUGCAGCGCAUGCUGGCCGCGGCGAGCGGCGAUCCCGUCCGGGAGGUGCGUAGGGCUGCGCUCGUGGCGAGGGAGAGCUGGGUGAAGCUUGCCUGAUUGGGGGGGGGGGGGGUUCCCUACUCCUUCGGCUGCAGUGUGUGGUGUUCUGCUGGGAAGGCAGUGUUUAUGGUUGGGGGUUCGUGCAUUAGGGGGGUUGUUCCGGGAAUGGGCUCUGUCAUAGAUGGGUGGAUUGGUCCGUACUGUAUCUCCACAGGGCGGAAACGCGAUGGGUAAGAACGUAGAACUUGUCCCAUACCAGGAUACGCCACUCCUGGCGGAUACAAGAGAUGCAUAGCAAAUCACGCUCCUCACAGGAAGUGGGUAUCUCCGUCUUAUUUACUCGCUCUCGCUGUGAACUUUCUGCUAUUUCCCAAGUGCCAGGAGAAGCCAGAGACGCAUCAAAUAGCAACCAUAUCCCGGAUAAAGCGCCAUGCACCCCCAUAAAACCUCCUCCCCCUUUUCCCUGCCACCUACAGUCCACCCGCCCGAACCUUCGCCUACCC
This is a messenger RNA of Phialemonium atrogriseum, 4200 nucleotides long. RefSeq names its product Dos2-interacting transcription regulator of RNA-Pol-II-domain-containing protein. The coding region runs from base 152 to 3754 and encodes 1200 amino acids. The record is from RefSeq and is a predicted model, not a curated record. Gene Ontology annotation, biological process: iron-sulfur cluster assembly. Gene Ontology annotation, cellular component: cytosolic [4Fe-4S] assembly targeting complex. Lineage: Eukaryota; Fungi; Ascomycota; Sordariomycetes; Cephalothecales; Cephalothecaceae. The transcript has 4 exons.